CGAACGACUGCGGACGGCGCAGGAUCUAAAACCGCGCUAGGCGCUGCUCUCCACGCUCGCUCGCUCCGCUCUUCUCUACCCGUGCGAUCUACACCCGGUUGCUUUUUCGUGGGGGAAACCUGAAACACGCAUAUCCCCGUGGCUGCCUACGACCGCGCGCCCGCCGCUACGUGUAACACACUACGAACCUACUACCUUCUGUCCGCCGGAGUUACGAGUGCCACACGCAGUAGUAGUCACGGUCAGGGAGGAGGGUCGCCCGCCGUUUCGCGGACAUCUCUCGCUCGUGCGGUCUCCUCUCUCGACUCGCGUCCGUACUGUCUUACAGUGUGAGAUACCGUCGUGAAUAGUAAACGCGUCGCAUCGUCGUCGUCGUCGUCGUCGUCGUUAUCGCGUCGUUAUCCGUCGUGUCGUCGCGUCCACGCGUUUCUCUCAUACUUGCUCCCGUCGUAACGUCGCGCGCGCGAUAUUGCUCCGAAAACCAGCACGGCCGGUGUUACAAUCAGUGCGCAACGUACAGGCGGCAACCUCGGAUAUACGUAUCACGGGACAGUGUAUUGUCGUGGCAACGCUGUCGCCGCACUGUGUGCGUCACGCGCGUCUUCGGAGCUCACGCGUCUGCUUUCUCGUAAAUGCGGAAUACCCGUGCGAGCAUAAACGUCGGUUGACUGUGUCGCGGCGGUGAUUAGUGCUCGUAAUCGUGACGCCCGUCGCCGUCAUCCGUCGUCUUCGUCGUCGGGCGUCAUCGUGGCUGAUAUCGUGUUGAGGUGCUGUUAACUGGAGGAUGUAAACGUGUUCUAUCAGUGACAUCGGUGUUCAUCGACUGUUGGUGUGCGAAACAGUGAAUCGAAACCGGGACGUCCUGACGCGUUGCAUCGUGAUCGAAUGUGAGAACAUCGCCAGUGGACAGAACGAUUCCGCUUGUGCUACUCGCAGCGGACACCCGAACGGAAUAUCUCCAUGUGGCGCAUUCGACUGGCAAGCCACGCGAUUAUUUCGCGGGCAAACGCGCUCUAAGUAUACUUCCGUCAUCGAAGAAAGCUUGUCAUUGCUCAUCGAUAUUGUUUAUUUGGAAGACAGACGUAUGCGACAACACCACGUGCCCGCGCGUAACGGGCGACCGCUUAUACGGGAUUGAUGAGAGGCGCUUUGACAUUAAGCUAGUGUCUCCGAACGGUGAUACGACAAUGAUGAAGAAGCACGUGCAUCCGGUCGUCGUAGCCGUCGCUCCGGUUUUACCGCAAGCAAUACCCGCCGCCGAGCUGUGCUGACGCUCAUCUGAGAUUAUCCGAAUUCACCGUCGGCUAUCGUCUCGUUUCGAGCGACGCCGUUAAUUUAAUUCUCUCGAAAUACAGAGAAGAGAAAGACAACAGGGAGAAGAAGAAGGUGACGACGGCGUGGAACUCAUCGGAAGAGAGAAAGAGAGUAGCGGAGUGGAACAGCCGUCGGAACACGAUCGUCGAAUGCAAGUAAUACCGAAGUGUGCGAGUGACGGCGCAUCCCAGCAACUGCUUCGAAAACAAGAAAAAGAAAAAGAAGUUUAUCUCGCAGCUUGCCGUCGGCCACCGACGGAAUCCGGAUUUCGACUCUGAUCGCUCGUCUCUUUCCGUCGGACGACUUCGCUAUCUUCGCUACCGCGAAAUCCCAACGUCACGCAGCGCGUCGGAGCGUUUGCUUAGCGCGCUAUAAACAGUGCCGAGGAAGUGUGGUGAAGUGUGCUUACAUUGUGGGAAAAUACAGCCGCUACGGUGGCUCAGCACGCAGAGUUCCCCGGCGCGGCCAGGGCGUUCAUGGCGCAGCCAAGGUACGAUGAUGGAGGGCUGCACGGGGGCUACCUCGAGGGCGGUGGCGGCGGUGGAGGCGCAGGGCUAUACGAUCCACACGGUAGUGCCCGCGGAGUUCCCGGUCUCCAUCACAGUCCACAUCUCGGAGGUAUGGGUCCAGCCCACCCUCAAUACCCACCGCCUCCGCCUCAGCCGCAACAUGUUCUCGCAGCAGCAGCCGCGGCAGCGGCAUCUGCGGUGCCCGAUGUCCACAAACGCGACAAAGACGCCAUAUAUGGACACCCCCUGUUCCCGCUUCUCGCACUCAUAUUUGAAAAGUGCGAAUUGGCAACGUGUACGCCGCGUGAACCCGGUGUAGCGGGCGGCGACGUCUGCUCGUCAGAAAGCUUCAACGAGGACAUUGCAGUUUUUUCAAAACAGAUCAGACAAGAGAAGCCGUACUACAUUGCGGACCCGGAGGUGGACUCCCUGAUGGUUCAGGCGAUUCAGGUCCUCCGGUUUCACCUCCUCGAGCUCGAAAAGGUUCACGAACUGUGCGACAAUUUCUGCCAUCGGUAUAUCAGCUGCUUGAAGGGCAAGAUGCCAAUCGACCUCGUAAUCGACGACCGGGAGAGCUCGAAACCUCCCGAAUUGGGUAACGGUUUGGAUGGCAGCGGGCCGAGGAGCACCGCCGACAGCACCAGUCACACGGAUGGGGCCAGCACGCCGGACGUUAGGCCACCUUCCUCGUCACUCUCGUAUCCCGGCGCGGGGGCUAAUGAUGAUGCACGCAGCCCUGGAAGUGGUGGUACUCCCGGACCUUUGAGCCAGCAAGCGCCAGCUAGCCUGGACUCAUCGGAUCCUGGUAAGUACGAGCUUCUCAACGACCUGAUGAGCAUCAUGGCUUCUAAUACCAACGCAAUGGGAAAAUGGUGUCCUCGUAGAGAAUGGAGUUCGCCACCUGACGCGCAACGCGCGGCGAGCGACGCGCGUCGUGGCGUCCUUUACUCUUCCGUCUUCCUCGGCAGUCCCGCAGGUGACGCGAGUAACGCGAGUAUCGGUAGCGGCGAGGGCACGGGCGAGGAAGACGACGACUCGUCGGGCAAGAAGAACCAAAAGAAGCGGGGUAUCUUUCCUAAGGUUGCGACGAACAUCCUCAGGGCGUGGCUCUUUCAACAUCUCACGCAUCCCUACCCUUCGGAAGACCAGAAAAAGCAGCUGGCACAGGACACGGGGUUGACGAUUCUUCAAGUCAACAAUUGGUUUAUCAAUGCAAGACGUAGAAUUGUUCAACCGAUGAUUGACCAGAGUAAUCGAGCCGGUAAGAUGAUUCCAUAUCUAUUAACAGAUGACACACAAUUUCAUAACACGUACAAUAUUGUGCCACCUUUGGAUGAAGUACACGACUUUUACAUGUUUCCACCAUUGUCCGCAGGACCAAGCGGGGCGUACAGUCCGGAUGCGACGAUGGGCUACAUGAUGGACGGACAGGCGGCCAGCAUGAUGCACCGGCCGCCUGGCGAUCCUGCCUUCCACAAUCAGUACCAUUAUCCGGAGUACUAUGGACAUCACUUAUAAAGAAGUACUUGCACGACGGAACGGCCGGUGGACCGACGGUUCUAGCGACAUGAAAAGCGUGACGGACCUACCGUGUUCCAGCUGGCAUAGACCAGAAUCGGAGGACAACGAUGAUCCGUGGUCUCCAGAACGAUCGCCAUGGUAGCCCCGACGGUUUCUUACCAUGCCGCAUGUCGACAUUCGUGACAUUCGGAUAUCCAAGAAUGAGAGGCAGAGACAUGGAAGGAAAAGGGCAAAGGUUCCCGGUUCAAGGAGGCAAGACGAGGCGGAUGGAACGCCACAGGAGGCCGAUGAGAAGAUCGUGGAACCAUCGAAGGAAGGACGAUUGCGCGAGAGACAGAGCGAAGUCGUCGCGGAAAGUGGCGAUGCGAGGAAAAAAAGGACACGAGGAGAAUUAAGCCGCGGCUUGGUCUGGAGAGUGACGCGGUCGCGAGGAAAUUCAUGUGAUUGUUCUUUGUACAAAUAUCGCGGUGUAAUAUUGUAGUGAUUGAAGAAUUUAAAUGUUAAAUUUUAAUACCGUCGCGAUCGAAAUAUAUUAAUGAGAUAUAAGUGAUAUAUAGGCAAUUUAGCGGGCAUGUACAUUAAAAAAAAGAGGCAAACCCGGUGCUCGCACGGAAUAGAAUGUUCAAGUGCACAGACGACGCAAGAGAGGUAUAAAAACAGAGUACGAGAGAAAAAAAGGAAAGAGAGAUACGAAGAAAAAAAAAAGUAAAG
Messenger RNA from Linepithema humile (Argentine ant), 4055 nucleotides. The record is from RefSeq and is a predicted model, not a curated record. Lineage: Eukaryota; Metazoa; Arthropoda; Insecta; Hymenoptera; Formicidae.